UAUGUCUGUGAAUUCGAGACCGCAAGAGGCAAGACUGAUCUUUGGCUGUGAAAGCGUGUGCCGCGUCGGGUCGAGGAAUGUAUUGAGGUGUGUUCGACAGCUGCCAAAAUGCUUGAUGUUCCUGUGUUCACAGACUUAUCGCUUGAUGAUCAAGCACAAGAGCUCAGAGUCUAUUUCAAAUCACUGGGUGCUGAAAUAUCGGAGGAAAAAUCUCCUAAAGGGAUAGAAGAUGAUCUGCACAAGAUAAUAGGAGUAUGUGAUGCUUGUUUCAAAGAAGGGAAUGAAUCAGAAAUAGAAACUAUUCUUAAUGGAAUAGUUUCAAUGCUUGUUUUGAUUCCUGUUGAAAGAGUGGACAAUCUCAUAUUGGCUUUCUGUGAAAAACUGACUAAGGCACCAGGUCACAAAUUGGGAAUGGUCUCAUUAAGAGUAGGGUGGUUAAUGUUUCAGUCACUAGAUGCAUGUAGUCCCAUGCGCUAUCAUGUUUACUACCAUCUGGUUCAGGUUGCCAAACAGGUUGACCAAGUGCAUGCAAUCUUUCGGGACAUGGACCAGUUACGGCAGCAGUUUGAGAGGUGUCCACCAUCCAAUGAACAGAUGCAGAAACUUUUGCGACUUCUCCAUGAGGUGCUACUUGAAUGCAAGCAAAGUGAACAAGCAGCAAAAGUAAUGGUGGAACUUUUGGGCACAUACACAGCUGAAAAUGCAUCACAAGCUCGUGAUGAUGCUCAACGGUGUAUUCUGGCUGCACUUGCCGAUCCCAAUACGUUCCUGCUGGAUCCUCUGCUUGCCUUAAAACCAGUAAGGUUUCUUGAAGGACAACUUAUACAUGACCUGCUAUCCAUAUUUGUAUCAGAAAAGCUCCCAAGCUACUUACAUUUUUACCAAAAUCAUCGAGAAUUUGUUCACAAUCUAGGUUUGAAUCAUGAACAAAACAUGAAAAAGAUGCGGCUAUUGACUUUCAUGCAGCUGGCUGAGGGACAAUCGGAGAUGACUUUUGACACUAUUCAGCAAGAACUUCAGCUUGGUGAGAAUGAGGUGGAAAGUUUCAUCAUUGAUGUUCUCAAAACCAAACUUGUAAGAGCACGAAUGGAUCAGGCAGCCAGAAAAGUCUUCAUAUCCAGCACAAUGCACCGCACAUUUGGUCGAGCACAGUGGCAACAGCUGAGAGAUUUACUUUAUUCUUGGAAGAGCAAUUUACAAGUGAUGCAAGAGGGCAUGAAGUCUAUUGCUUCUGCACAGAUGGAAAUGAUGGUACGGCAGCAGUGAAAAGUUUAAAGAAAGAAAGUGUGAUAAAACCAUUUUGUAAAUUAGAACAAUUGAGAAUUUAUAAUUUAAGUUUUUUCCUUGUGCACAUUGUUGUUUGCUCUAACAUAUGUAUAUUGCAAAUAAAAGUGAUACAAGGCA
Molecule: messenger RNA, 1404 nt
Organism: Schistocerca nitens (vagrant locust)
Lineage: Eukaryota; Metazoa; Arthropoda; Insecta; Orthoptera; Acrididae
Gene: eIF3m
Product: eukaryotic translation initiation factor 3 subunit M
Exons: 7
Coding region: 109-1266 (385 amino acids)
Biological process (GO): cytoplasmic translational initiation
Cellular component (GO): cytoplasm; eukaryotic translation initiation factor 3 complex
Molecular function (GO): translation initiation factor activity
Source: RefSeq, a predicted model, not a curated record